AUGCUUUAUAAAACUGCAGCUCUCCGUUCAAAGCAUCAAAUAAUAAAGAACUUAGUCUAUUAUUCGACUGCAAAGCAUCGACGUAUAAUAGCAAUUCGUAGAGAAGAUCAGUCAGUAUGGGAGAGAAGAGCACCUUUCUGUCCUACCAAUGUCAACCGACUAGUACGAAAUGGUGUUAAAGUUAUUGUACAGCCGUCUAAUCGUAGGGCAUAUCCAAUGCAGUCAUAUAUCAACGCCGGCGCUGUAAUUCAAGAAGAUAUAAGUGAAGCCAGUGUUAUAUUUGGUGUUAAACAAACGCCAAUAGACUUGCUUAUUCCCAAUAAGACGUAUUGCUUCUUUUCCCACACUAUUAAAGCUCAAGAAGCUAAUAUGCCAAUGUUGGAUGCUAUUUUGGCUAAGAAUAUUCGUCUCAUUGAUUAUGAAAAGUUAAUGGAUAACGCGGGGAACCGUGUAGUAGCAUUUGGGAAGUACGCUGGCGUGGCUGGCAUGAUAAACAUCUUGCAUGGUCUCGGCUUACGUUUACUAGCACUAGGACAUCAUACACCAUUUAUGCAUGUCGGACCAGCACAUAACUACAGAAACUCAAGCAUGGCCCGGCAAGCGAUACGGGACGCGGGAUACGAAGUAGCACUUGGUAUGAUGCCAAAAUCAUUAGGGCCUCUUACAUUUGUUUUUACUGGAUCAGGCAAUGUUUCGCAGGGUAGCCAAGAAAUAUUUCAAGAACUACCUCACGAAUAUGUUCCUCCCGAAAUGUUGAGGAAGGUUGCAGAGCAUGGCAGUCCAAACAAAAUAUAUGGGUGUGAGGUUCGCAGACGACAUCACUUAGUGAGAAAAAACGGCGGAGGUUACGAUCCUCAAGAAUACGAAGAACAUCCCGACCGAUAUGUAUCUACUUUUGCCCAAACUAUAGCUCCAUAUACAUCUGUGUUAGUGAACUGCAUAUACUGGGCGGUGGGUAGUCCCAAAUUGCUGACCAUCCCCGACGCCAAGCACCUGCUCAUGCCUUCGAACACGCCCUGGCUCCCAAAGAGCAUUGGCGCGCCGGCUCUACCACACAGAAUGCUGGCAAUAUGCGAUAUAUCAGCGGACCCAGGUGGAUCUAUCGAGUUCAUGAAUGAGUGCACUACUAUCGACACUCCUUUCUGUCUUUAUGACGCUGACAGAAAUAAGGACACUAAAAGUUUCAAAGGUCCAGGUGUGCUUGUAUGCUCCAUAGAUAACAUGCCAACACAAUUGCCGCGAGAAUCCACCGAUUUCUUUGGCGACUUGCUUUAUCCUUACGCUGAAGACAUUAUGAGUUCAGAUGCUUCACAACCACUCGAGGAACAUAAAUUCUCAACUGUCGUUCAAGGAGCCAUCAUCACAAGUAAUGGAAAGUUAACUCCCUCAUUCGAAUACAUCAACGAACUACGAAAUUCUAAUAACCGAUCGCGACAUAAGGUCGAGGGUAAUGAUCAGCAAAACCACGUAGUAAUCUUAGGUAGUGGUUUGGUGUCUGCGCCCGUAGUGGAGUACCUCGCUAGGGACAAGAAUGUUGCUGUCACUGUUGCUUCGCAAAUAAAAGAAGAAGCGGACGCACUUGCUGAGCGGUAUGGAGUCCAUUCCCAGUACUUAGAAGCGAAUGACGAACAGGCCCUUAGAUCUUUAGCGUCGCAAGCCCGACUUGUGAUAUCGUUGCUCCCCUAUGAGCUGCACGGCGCCGUGGCGCGCGCGUGCCUUGGCGCGGGCUCUCACAUGGUCACGGCAUCGUACGUCAGACCAGAAGUCCAAGAAUUACAUGAUGCAGCUAAAGAGGCUGGCAUAACGUUAUUAAACGAAGUUGGUUUGGAUCCCGGUAUUGAUCACUUACUCGCUUUGGAAUGUAUUCACGACGUACAAAGCCAUGGCGGUAGAGUUGAUUCUUUCGUAUCAUAUUGUGGAGGUCUCCCGGCGCCAGAAUUCAGCGACAAUGCUCUUAGAUACAAGUUCUCUUGGAGUCCACGAGGUGUCUUGCUCAAUACGAUUUCUGGGGCCAAAUACCUCAGUAAAGGACAGGCGGUAGAAGUUCUGAGCGGUGGGGAACUAAUGUCUGUGGCGCGAGAACUGGACUUCUUACCGGGCUUCGCAUUUGAAGGCUUUCCUAAUAGAGAUAGCACUAUUUAUUCUUCGCUCUAUGGUAUUGAGGACGCUCACACUAUGUUCCGUGGGACGCUGCGUUAUAGAGGUUUCGCUGAAACAAUGAAGUCUAUGCAACUAUUUGGCUUCGUAGAUCCUAAUCCUCAUCCGUCAUUACACCCCGAGGGCCCAGAAAUAACAUGGCAACAAUUUGCAUGCGAGCUGCUCGGCCUAAUGGAUCAAUCAAUCUUCUAUGAGAAUCUCAAGACACGUCUCGCGGAGCGCAUCGGCAGUACUGGAGCACAAGCCUUAGAGUCACUCGGCUUGCUGAGCGACGAGCCUGUCGUCAAACUUGGAACUCCACUUGAUACUAUAAGCCACUAUCUCGGCAAAAAGCUGCAACUUGAAAAGAAUGAAACGGACUUCGUAGUUCUUCGACACGAGAUUGGUGUAACAUGGAGUGACGGGAAAAAGGAACGGCGCGAGGUGACGAUGACAGUGCGCGGCGACCCCUCCUCUCACACAGCCAUGGCGAGGACGGUGGGGCUCCCCACAGCGAUCGCCGCGAAAAUGGUGCUCGACGGUGAAAUUCAACAACGUGGUGUCGUUUUACCAUUCGCACCUGUAGUAUACAAAUCACUUCUGUCGAGAUUGCGGGCCGACGGUAUUACCGCCAGAGAAGUCGUUAAACCAUUAAAU
Molecule: messenger RNA, 2793 nt
Organism: Brenthis ino (lesser marbled fritillary)
Lineage: Eukaryota; Metazoa; Arthropoda; Insecta; Lepidoptera; Nymphalidae
Source: the annotation of a GenBank genome assembly